UAAUAAUUGUCUCAAGCUGCGCAAACAUACUAUAUAUAGGUACGCGGGAUAUCUCCGCAAUGACACUGUGGAAUUUGUAUUUUUCCAUUAUUAUUUAGCAGUAUAAUGGAAUACCCUCUCCAAAGCACACGCGCCUCGUCUACACACCGUGGAUGUAUAAAAAAACGCGAUGUCAGAACGUUUUCGAGCGGCUGUCGAUUGAGACUCCCGAGCGUUGCAUACAAUCGCUAUACAUUAUCACCGUGUGCUUGUCCGCGUAAACAUGGCGGACAUAACGUACACCGACGUGGACAGCGAAGUGUCGGAUAUCCUGAACAAAUGUUUUCUCACCAGCUUCCGGAACGGAUACCUGAAAGCUAAUGACGUCGUGUUGCCCGUUUACUUUAAAAAGUUCGGACAACGUAUACAAGACAUGGAUAUCAGAGACGACGACGUGUGGGUCUGCAGCUAUCCGAAAACAGGUUUACUAAUCAUUUAUUUGGUCUCACUAUCUGUGGACUUAAGUCAAUUUAAAAUAGUUUUCAAUACGUGUAAAUUAUACACUCUAGCCAUUUAUACCAAAAAAUAAAGAGAUAAGCCGAAAAAGAUAAAAUUGAUUUGAGCCCUUUUUCCUUGCGGUAUGAUAAUUAAAUUACGAUUACGCUAAUAUUUAACUUUACCGGAUUAUACUUGUAUUUUGUAUACAUCCUUCUCUAUAUAUGUAUAUUAUCUAUUUCUUUAAUAAUGGCGAUGAAAAUAAAUUUAAAAUUAUCUCGUUAUACUAUAUAAUUGAUAUAUACGUAUCACGUUCAAAUGGGAACGGAAUAGAAUUAAAAGUGGAACUAUAAAAAAAAAAAAAUGUUUUCUAUAUAUUCCAGUUCAUUGUAGUAUUGACGCGCUUUAGAAUAUGCGAAAUUUGGGUUAAUUGAGCAUACAGUAGGAAGUAUAUGAUACAAUGAUACAUGACAUCUACGUUUCUUAUAAUUCCUAACGAUAAUGACAUUAAACGGGGGCAGUCGUAAAUGUCUCUAAAAAUAAAGCCUACUCUUAAUUAUAAUUGGACUGAAAGACGAUAUACGGAUUUCAAAAAUUAUUUCACGAAAAUUUAUGUUUACAUUUCGUUUUUACAAUAUUAUUAUAAGCUGCUCAAUGUAUACUGUUCCAAACAAAUUUUAAAAUUUAAGCAUUAAAACGCCCAAAGGCAUGUUCGUGGUAUACGUUGCUGCUUUUGGAUUCGGAGUGUAGCGAGGGAUCUAUUGGUUUUACUAUGAUGCGUGUUUAAAUUUUCUUUUAUUUCUGUCAGUAAAUAACUUUUUUGAAAAUAAUUCUUGCUCCGAUUUAUAGAGUGUAGUACUCCGUGGAUAAAAUUGUUAGACUAAACAGAAAUGCUUGAAUAUUUGACAGGAAAUACAUUAUAAGUUGAACUUAGUGGUAAAAAAAAAACUGAUUUUUAUGAAGUUUUUUUUAUAAGAAUUUUAUAAUCAAAUUUUGAUGGAAAUUGUAAAUAUUACGGUCCUUUAAAACAUAUAUAACUGAACUUCGCUCCGAUCGUUUUUCGUUAUCAAUGGUUCAACGUUGGUUACAAGUAUAAAUUAAAUAAAUGUAUGUGUCCCACAUUUCCAACUAUUCACCUACAAUAGAGACCGCACCCGUUCUUAGCGUGAGCUCUUUUUUUAAGUUGCAAUUCCAUAUUAAAUGUUAUUUUAAAAGGUUUUUAGUGCAUUAAAUUCAUAGUGGUAAUAAUAAAUUAUAAUUAUUGGAACGGUAUUAUAAGUAAAUUAAUAUUUUUAUUAGAAUAAGAUUAUUAAUAUAGUUUGAUAAAAAAUGUUCACGAUUUAAAUCAUUUUUAUUAAAAUCACGCCAAAUUUAUUUUCUAUAUUUCAUUAAUUUAUACAUAAUUUCAAACAUAUUUGGGUAUUUCAUCGUUCAUACGGCUUUUUAACAACCCGUCUUGUUUUAUUUUUUGAUCAUCUAAAAAAAAUUAUCCGAAAUCAAAAUCGUCAGGUCGUAAUAAUGUUUUUAUAUUCGUAUUCAUAUAUUUUUACAAUUACAUUUAAUAUAUUUAUUACCUACAUUUAAUACAUUUAAUAUAUUUUCCGUAAAUUUAGUAUACUUUUAUUAAAAUUGUAAUUUUUUUUCUGCAUAGUUUGUUGUUUUUACGCAUAUUUAAUAAAUUAUACUUUCAUAUUUUUAUUUUUAAAUUACUUAUGAAUUUAUAACCAAUUUAUAAUAUACAACAGUGGUUCCCAACUGGUGGUCCGUGGACUCAUCUUAAGUGGUCCGCGAAUAAAAAAAAUUUAAAUUUAAAAAAAUGAGCGAAAUUAAACUUGAUAAUUUUUAUUAUUAACGGCUUAGCGCCUAACAGCCAGAUAACACACUAUCGCGACCGAUGACAAUUUAUGUACGGAUAUAAAUAACAUUCGGUCAUGCGGGUAUAGCUGAAUUGUAAUAAAUAUUUAUCUGCGUUUUUCCACUAUACUACUAUAUUACGGUAACGAUUACUAGUUAUGUCUCAUAAUUUGUCGAUAAUAUUAUCACGUAGGUAUUACCUACUCGUUUCGUAUUUUAUCUAUUAUUAUUUUACUCGUAUUAUAUUUAUUUAUAUAAUAUAAAUUUGUUAUAUUUUUUUCUCAUUGAAUAAGUUAAUUAAUAUAAGUUCGUAAAAUGUAAAAUUUAAAUUUGUAUCAGCUUUUUUUAUUAAAUUAAAUUUUUAAAUAAAUAAGUUAAAAUAUUUUUCCACGACAUAAACUGUAUUUCUGAUUUUAUUUUGUACCUAGAAAUUAUAAACUAUAUAUAAAACUAUAAAAAAAAUAAGUGAUAUAAAGAGGGGGGGGGUUGAAAUCAAGGAGUGGUCCGUGACGGUGAAAAAUUUAUAAAAGUGGUCCGUGCCAAUUGUUGAGUUGGGAACCACUGAUAUACAACAAUAAGUUUUAUCUGAUUUUACGGGAUGUUCACUAAAGGGAAGUUUUCACUUAAAACUAUAAUCUAUAUUUAUACUUAUUUUUGGGAUAAAGAAAAAAAAAUCUAAGUACCUAUAUCUAUAUAAUAUGAUGCUGCAUGUAGAAUUGUUGAAUAGAAGAUUACAGUAUACACAUUACACAUAGAUUAUAUAUAGGCGCAGUAAGGCGUUGAUUGACAAGCUAUUAUACGAUAAUAAUAAUAAUAAUAUUAAUAUAAUAUCGCAUCAUUAAUCAAUAUGACAAUAUAAUAUGUGAAAAAAAAAGAAAGUCGUAGGUAUAUUCUUUUGUUGCGUUGUGAUUUUUUUUUUUUAACGUGGUCGGCGUCGCGUGUGCUUUUCGUUACUUACGAACACAAGACGCGGGCCGAGUGGGGAAAACAAAAAAUUGAAAACAAUUGUGUUUUAUGUAUAGGAACAACGUGGACUCAAGAAAUGGUAUGGUGUAUCGCAAACGAUUUGGACUUUGAAGGAGCCAAACAAUUUCUUCCGGAGCGCUUUCCAUUUUUAGAGUAAUGAUUUUAAAAUAUUAAGUAUUCAUACGUUCGUUAAAAUACGAAUGCGGUUGCAGUUUAAUACCUAUCUGUAUUGAUAAUUAACUUUAUAUUACAGUCACACGCCGCUUUUCGAUUACGAAAAAGUUCUACCAGAAAAACCGGACCUCAAACUACCGUUGUACGUAUCUGAUUCCAUAGAAUACAUCGACAAAUUGGAAUCUCCGAGAUUUAUCAAGACGCAUUUACCGUACAAACUGUUGCCGAAAAAACUCAAGGACCGUUCGACUAAAGCUAAAGUAAUACCAAUUAAGAACGUUGAACUAAACAUCAUUCAAGGGUAGAAAUAUGAUAGGCUAAUUCAGUGGCGUCGAACCGUGUUUUAAGAAGGUGGACAGGUCAAAAGUUGUAUAGACCACCACCCUCGUUUACAAAACAAACUCUCAUAUAAUAUUCUUAAUUAAUAUUUCAUACGUAGUAAUUCGAUAAAAAAUAUGGCUCAGGUACCCAUCAUGAAUCCACCACCAUCCACCCAUUAAAGAAAGUUCAGCGCCACUGACCUGAAUAAUAAUUUAAAAAAAAAAUAUGAAAAAUGCUUUAACGAUGACCUACGAUUUUUUAUUCAAAAUUAUGGAAACUGCCUACUAGUUUAAAUUAAGCUAAAAAGAAACGUGAGAUUAAUCGCCAAAAAAACACUUCCACUAUGAUAAAAAUAGUUUUUUAUACAUUUUAAAAAAAUUACCAUUAAUAUAAAAACGUGCUAACGAAUUCUCCAAAAUAAUACAGAAUAAAAUAUACGUGAUAUUCUGAAUCUAAUAUUCGAGGUGCUACCGACGAAUACUGAGAAUAUUGUGGACUUAUUACCAAUAUAUUACUUAUUACUUGUAUGUAAAAAACACAAAAUGUUUUAGAUCGAAUAUCUAGGUAGGGAAAGAAACAAAAACUACAAGCAUGCUGAAAAUACGCAAACUAGUUUGCUUUGAACAUAUAAUGUGAGACGAUAAAUAAAAUAUACUCAGUCUAAUUAUUCAAGGAAAUUUUGAGGGUGUGAGAGGACGUGAUAUAGGUAGACAACGUAUAACAUAAAUACAAAACAUCGGACCGGGUUACAGUGGUAUAAAACUGUUACAGAUAGAAAACACCAGAACAGAUAGUAACGUAAUUUGAUGAUUACCGUCCGUUAAGUCGAUAUAGUAUUAAACAGUAGAUUUUGAAUUUAUAUGUGAAGCAGACGAAGCGAUAUUUUAACGAAAAUGUGUAGUAAAAGUAAUCAACCUACAUACCUCUAUGUAUAAGCGAAGCAAAGAUUUAGUACAUAUUUGGUAUAAGAUAAAAUAUUCGUAUAGUAUAAUCAUUUAAAAUGUUUUCCAUUUACUUCAAUAUUAAGUCGUGAAUUUUAUAAAUAAUUAGAAUUCUGCUUUAUUAGUUGUACUAAAUUACUUCCCUAUACACAACGGAAAAAUAUAUAGCCGAUGACCUUAGCUGACAAAAAACACCUUACAGAGCAAUAAAAUUAUACAAGUGAAUAUAUCUGCAUUUGCAUUUCUAAUGUAAAUAACACGCGAUGCUGCAUGGAAAAGAUAUUAGCGUAUUAGAAAAUUAUAUAAUAAUAAUAAUACAGAAAUGAUUAUACUAGCUAACGGCGCACUUCCUAUAAUCAUUGGGUAACUUGUUUUUAAUAAUAAGUAAUAUUAUGAAUACCUACUAUAGUGGGUAUGUGGAAUUAUAUGCAGAUAUUAAAAUCUGGUAAAAAAAAAAAAAAAAAAAAAAAUUGUUACGGUUUAUAAACUAAAAAGAAAAAUAUGGGAGAAUAAAAUGUUAGAUAAGUGAUAGCCAUAAGAAUAAUAUUUAAGGGGUCGCCCAUAUACAUUUAAGCAAAUGUAUAAUUUUAGAUUCUGAGCGAAGCGAGAAAUUUAUUGGUUCUACAAUAAUAUUUUUUAUUUUAUUUUAUCUGUGAACAACUUUUAUAUCAGAAAACUUGUUUCAAUUUUCAAAUAUAACUUCUUUUCAUUUUCGCAACUUAUGUUUUAUGCUGGCAAUUUUGUUUCAAUCAAAAAAUAACCAGACACCUCUUUUGUCAAAUUUUGGAUCUAGUUGCUUAUAAAGACAUUUGUAUUUUGAUUUUCCAAGUAUUUAUUAUAAUAAAUGGGAAAAACCGGGAAAAUCUACGAAACUUAUUAUUUUUAAAAUCGUAAAUAUUACAGCUUUUCGAAACAUGUAUAUCUGAACUCCGCUUAGAAUAGAAUCUUAUUCAAUAGCAAAGAUUAAUUUUUGUGUACAGAUAUGCAUUCAAUUUCUACCUACCCCAACUUCUCACUUACAAAAGUGACCCACCUAUCGUGCCAGCUUCAUAAUUAAUCGAUUCGAAAAUAGUCAAAUUAAUUUUCGUAUAAAUAUUUAAAAGUUCCCGGACCUUAUCACAAGUGUUGAUUGUGUUAUCGUGAAGUUAGUUCAAAACACAACCGUCUUAUUUAGAAAAAUACUAAUUUACUCUUUGUGAAAAUUUAAGACAACAUUAUAGGUAUAUAAUAUUGAAUAUACCAUUCAAUAUUAUAGGUUACGUCAUAUAUCGUUUUUAUAGUUUUUAAGUGCGAUGUAUUAUGCAAUUUUAGAAUUAAAACCAGAUUGAUUUUGAUAGAUAUUAUACGUGGCCAGAAACGCCAAAGACACGUGCCUCUCGUAUUUCCACCAUUGCUGUUUGUUAGAAGGGUACACGGGGAAUUUCGAUGAUUUUUGUAAACUCUUUGUUUCUGAUUCCCGUGAGUAUUCUACGCCUCUGUUUUAUCCCUACCUAUUUUAAUUGUAAAACUAACACGUUGUAUUAUAAAAAGUUUGUUUCAGUCCGUUUUUCGACCACAUAUUCGGCUAUUGGGACCGAAGAGACGACCCACAUGUACUCUUUUUGAAGUACGAAGAUAUGAAAAAGGUAGGCAAUUAAAUCAAAUGUAGUUUGCGUAGUAUUUUUUUUUGAAAAGUUAAAAUGUAGUGUGUAUUCUGUUGUUUUUUUAUCCAUAUCAUAGGAUUUACGUUCGGUAAUACGUCAAACGGCUCGGUUUUUGAACAAAGAAAUCGAUGACGACCAGUUGUUGGUUUUGGAAGACCAUUUAAGUUUCGAGAGUAUGAAAAACAACAGGGCUGUGAAUUACGAGCCGGUUGUCGAAAUUAAUAAAACGCAUAAUUUAAUCAAAGCCGAAGGGACUUUUAUGAGAAGCGGUACAGUGGGCGGGGGUAAACAGAAAAUGUCACCAGAGUUUGUGAAAAUAUUCGACGAGUGGGAAGAAAAAUGUUUGGUGACGAGUACAUUGAAAUUUUAAUAAAUUAAAAUAACUGAUUUGUUUGCGGUGAUAGGGUCUUAAAUUAUCUUAUAUACGUAUUAAUUCUAGAAGGUUAGUUUUUGUGACGAUCCCUGUGUAUCCCUUGAUACUCGAUCAAAAUCAAUAAAUAAAGUACGAUAUUAAAAAUUAAGUUUCCCUUUUCUGACGAAUUGUUAAUGUAGACCAAUACAAAAUAUAAUUUGUUUAUAAAUAAAAGUUAAAACUUGCUGUUUGAAUGAGAAUUUAUUUUACUUAUUUAAUUUUAGGUUUUAGAUAACUAUAAUAAUGCAAGCAAGUAUUAAUUUAUGGUUUAUGAUUCAGUAUUAAUAAUAAAUAAUUAAUUUUGUGUUAUUAGAUAGGUAUAUACAAAUUAUACAAAUUUAAAACUAAAUAUAAGAAUGUCCAAAAAUUAAUUUUUUUUUUUAUAAUAAUUUAUUAUUUGAAAAACUAUGAACAUAUAUUUUACUGAUCGUGGACUAUAUUUUUGGUAAUAAUUUGAAAAAAAAAACUAAUAAAUAUUUUUUUUUUAUAAUUAUUAGGUAUAUUUAUUUGUAAAAAAUAAUUUAUUUCUUUUGAUGUUAUGUUCAUUGCCAAAUUCAAAAAAUGUAAUUUCGUUGGCUCAUAAAAUUUGUGUAAAUACAUUUUUCGGGGUUGUUAACGAUUUAUUAUUGCUAUAAUUUAGUUAAUUUUACAAUUAUAGUUUUUAGUUUAACAAAUACGUCCAUAAAAAUAGAAUACUAUAGUAUUUUGUACCGUUUUCUUCACCUAUACAAUAUUAUACAUAAAAAUUGUGGUCUCGUACUUAUUUUAAAUUUUUAACCAUAUUUAUCGGCCCCCUCCGUUCGUUAAAAAUAUUUAAAUUAUUAUAAAACCUUACAAUUAAAAUAACCGUAAUCGGCUACGACAGUUUAGUGAUUAAUAGUUAUUAUUAUACAUAUAUAUAUUUUUGUGAUAAUACCGUUAAAACCUUGUAUUCGUUAUUGAUAAUAGUUAACUGUUUGAAUAAAAAACUUAACUUAUACUAUGAGGACAUUUGCCCGUGACACAAUAUUAGUGUUUAAUUAUUACAUUUGUGUUGGUUUCAUUUUGUAAUUUAAAAUAUAUUCUAAUACGUACCUAUACGAUUUAUUCAUUUUAAACAAUCUAAAACAUGUUCACCUGCACUUCAAAAAAAAAAAAUUAAUUAAAACACCUAUUGGUAUAAUAUGAGUUAGGUUCAAAUAAGGGGGUUUCCUCAUUGAAAAACAAUAGUAGCAUAAUUAAUAUGUAAUAUUAACGUUGUUUAUGAUGAUUCUAAAUUUCGAUUGUUAUGAAAGUGAUUGUUUUGAAUAUUUUUCUACAAAUCAACAAGAUAAAAUAUUAUUUUUUAAUUAAUCACUAAUACAAGUUCAUUAAUUUGGUUGAUUCAAUUAGUUUAUGUUUACAAUUUCAUUAGUUAUAAUAACCGAAUAUUAAGUAUUAUAAUACGCCUAUAAAAAAAAUUGAAUUUAUUAUUCAUAAAUACGAGUUACGUUUCUAUUGUACCUAUAUUUAAUAAUUAUUACAAAAAGCUAAUAUUUUUUUAAAUACGAUAUGUAUGUAUUAAUUAUUAUAUUUCCAAUCGGUGUUUAUAAAAUAUUUGUACAUGUUUAACAAUUAAUAGUCUUAUUAUCUAGAUACACAUUUAAAUAGAGAUGAGUAACGAAACGAUUUCAGAAUAAUGUCAUAUAAUAACAUUAAUUGGUCUCGAAAACGAGAUCGGUUCCUUUCAGAUUUUCCUCCGUGAACUUGUCGAAUUUUUCCGACAGUUCUUCCGACAUGUAAUUCUUCCAGUCUCCGACUUUGCCCUUCCUGAUGAACGUUUCGUCUGGAUUCGUUUCGGUCAGGGUGGGUUUCUCCAUUAUGGCGAGAAUCGGUUCCAAAUUAAGAGCCGGAUUCUUUUUCAUACUGUUGAAACUCAAGUGGUCUUCGAGCGCGGAUACCUGUUCGUCCGUCAGGAAUUUGCCCAGGAAUGUUGACACUUGUCUAAUAGCUCCUUUCAGGUCCUGAUCGAAUUGUACAGAAAUCAUAGGUAUAUAAUAUUAUAUAUAGACAAUAUGUAUCGAUUAAAUAAUUAUAAUUCGUCUUUUAUAUAAUAUGUAUGACUAAUUAUCAUACGAUACCUUUUUCAUGUCCUCGUAUUUCAAAAACAGCAAGUUCGGUUCGUCCCUCUGUUCCCAAAACCUGAGUAUGUGAUCCCAAAUGGGGCCGAUGGGUGUCUUGCCCUGGAUGAACAAAUCACAAAACUCGUCGAACGAACCAUGCAGACCAUGUAUCAGUUUGCAAUAAUGAUAAUAUGACACGCACAUGUCUUUUGGGUUGCGCGUUACGUAGACGAUUUUCGGUUUCACUUCUUUGAGCUGCUCGGGCAACAGCGUAAUGGGCAAAUGCGUUUUUAUGAAUCUGGGCGACGGCAUGUUUUCCACUUGAUCAACCGAGUUGCCUAGUUCAUCUUUAAGCUUGCUCGUAUCGUUUCCCAUAAGAGCCGUUAACCUGUGUAAAACGAGAGUUAAUUUAGGCAUAUACAGUAUAAUAAUCGACUUUGAAAUAACUAAUAUAUAAAAUAUUAUUUUAAGGUUUAGAAGAUGAUUAAGUACUUUUUUUUAGAAUGCACAUAAAAUAGCCUUCCAGGCGUAGGUUAUGACUAUUAAAAAUACAUUAUUAUGUUUAUAAUAACCUUGAAAAAUAAAAACUACAUUGAUAGAUACUUAUAUUAUUCUUAACGAAGCAAUAUUAAGGAACUAUUUAUUAUUACUUAUAUGUUGUUAGUUUCACAUUAUUUCCCGAGACAUUCAACAUGCUGAUAGUUACACGGACAACAAAUGUAUAGAAACGUAGAUGAACACGGAUCAAUAGUUAAAUGCAUCACAAUUAUAAAUUCCACAGUGAUUAUUCGACGCAAGGAAACCGAAUCGUGGAAAACCGAAAGAAAAACUACGAGAUAAGUAAAAUCCAGCGUUCUACAUGGGACAUUGUGUUUCUCAAAUGAUUUAUUAAUUAUAUAGUUAGAGCCUGCAUUAUUAUAAUAUUUAUUAAAAACAUACGAAAUGUGCAUGCAUUUAUGCACUUAUUUUCACUCAAAUAUUCC
This is a messenger RNA of Cinara cedri, 9849 nucleotides long. NCBI's taxonomy places the organism in Eukaryota, Metazoa, Arthropoda, Insecta, Hemiptera, Aphididae. The record is from the annotation of a GenBank genome assembly.